Molecule: messenger RNA, 995 nt
Organism: Trifolium pratense (red clover)
Lineage: Eukaryota; Viridiplantae; Streptophyta; Magnoliopsida; Fabales; Fabaceae
Product: eukaryotic translation initiation factor 3 subunit A-like
Exons: 3
Coding region: 1-729 (242 amino acids)
Biological process (GO): formation of cytoplasmic translation initiation complex; translation reinitiation
Cellular component (GO): multi-eIF complex; eukaryotic translation initiation factor 3 complex, eIF3m; eukaryotic translation initiation factor 3 complex, eIF3e
Molecular function (GO): translation initiation factor activity; mRNA binding
Source: RefSeq, a predicted model, not a curated record
AUGGUGGAAUUCUUGAUCUCAGCUUUGUUUUCAUUUCCUUUAUCUAUCAAAAUUAAGAAAAUUAUUGUUGCAUCUGCUUGCUCUCAAUUAUUAGGACCUUUUCUAUUCUUCAAAAACUUGUAUAUAUUCAAAGUGCGUUUACUUGAGGAACAUGAAAAGCGUUUUAGUUUAAAGGGUAAAAAGCCCCCUAAAACCAUGGAUCAUUUGGAAAGAGCAAAGAGAGAGGAGGCUGCUCCACUUAUUGAAGCUGCAUAUCAACAGCGCCUAGUGGAAGAGAGGAUUCUUCAUGAGCGUGAACAACAAAUGCAGGUUGAACUGAGCAAACAACGUCAUGCUGGAGAUCUCCAUGAGAAGGAGAGGCUUAGUCGAAUAAUGGGCAAUAAAGAGAUAUAUCAAGAGAAAGUUGUCAAUCAUCGCCAAGCAGAAACUGAUAGACUUAAGAGAGAAAGGGAGGAUCGCAUCUCUAGGAUUUUACAAUCCAGAAAACAGGAGAGGGAAAAGAUGAGGAAGUUGAAGUAUUUUCUUCAGGUUGAAGAAGAGAGACCACAAGAGCUCCUCCUCCAGAAGCAGAUCGUUGGGGCAACAGUAGCAGCAAGCCAGAUGGUGACAGGUGGGACCGCAACUCCUCAUUUGGUUAUGGCGGGGGUAGGUCAUCUACAACUUGGUCAUCUUCCAGGGUUUCGCGUGAUCGUCAUUGAUAUUCUGCUGGUAUUGUACUGGUUUUUCUGAUUUUUGCCUGAGUUCUAUGUACUCUCCACAGUCUGAGCUCUAGAAUUCUUUUUGAUACUCGUUCUCAUUUAUUUAUCUUCCAAUGUUUAUGAACUCCUUGGUUUUGGUGAAGAACAUGCCUACAAAAUGUUCUAUUGAUGAUCUAGUGGGAUUAGAUAUGGUAAUCAAAAUUUCAUGUCAGGCUAGUAUUGCCAACAUAUUUUUCUACUUAUUGCAGACCUGUUUUCAAUUUUGUUUUAUUGAAAAUAAAAAGGAUUUGCAGCCUA